CUUCCUGCUGGAGUCCGCGAUGCUCAUGAGCGGUGUCCAGCUAUCCCUCUUCAUCGACGCUCUCUUCGUAACUCUCAUCAUAAACGUCACUGCCGAGAUACAUGUCCUCAACAGCAACAUUCAGAAUCUGAAAACUGCAACUGUCCGUGUAGCUGGUCCACAGUCGAUGACCGCUGAAUCUGCGUUUAUUGGGACGGCGCAAAAUAUGGCAGUUGGAGACGAGUCGACACUCAUCGCAACUUCUACUAGACCCGAUAUUGAUUGUACCAAUUUUUCGACAUCUGACUUCACUUCAACAUACCCCAAUCACAAAAAAAGCGCUAAUGAUGAAAUGUAUCAACUGUUAGUAGAGAAUAUCCGGCACCAUCAACUCAUUAUCGUAUGUGUGAGCGAGCUAGAAAAGGCAGUAAGCAUGGGAGCAUUUGCCCUUCUCUCCAUAAACAUUCUCAACCUGUGUUCGCACAUCUUCUCUUUAGUAGUUAUGCUGGAGAGAGACACCAGUGUGUCCGCUAGAACCAAAAUGUUUCUCGCCGUUCCUAUCUUCAUGUGUCAGAGUGGCCUGUACUGCCUCACAGGACAGGCGAUUAUUGACGAGAGCGAACGGCUCGUCAACUCUGCCUUCAGCUGCGGUUGGCCCGACGCCGAUGAACGCUUCAAGAGGUCUCUCCGAGUCUUCAUGGUGCGCGCCGCGCAGCCCCUCCGCAUCAGAGUGGGCAAGCUCAUCUCCCUCUCCAGGGCCACCUUCCAAGAGCUCUUGAAGGGAUCGUACCAGCUAUUCAACGUGGUGUACCAGUUCCACACCAACUAGAUCGCAAUACCCUGGCGUCAUAUGCCAUGGCUACGUCCGGCGCUGCGGCUUACGACAACGACCUCGUGAGGAAUGGUCUCAGCUUUCUCA
Schistocerca americana (American grasshopper) is the source of this 898-nucleotide messenger RNA. Its product is annotated as odorant receptor 43a-like. NCBI's taxonomy places the organism in Eukaryota, Metazoa, Arthropoda, Insecta, Orthoptera, Acrididae. Gene Ontology annotation, molecular function: odorant binding; olfactory receptor activity. Gene Ontology annotation, cellular component: plasma membrane. Bases 20 to 808 code for a protein of 262 amino acids. The record is from RefSeq and is a predicted model, not a curated record. Gene Ontology annotation, biological process: detection of chemical stimulus involved in sensory perception of smell; sensory perception of smell. The transcript is spliced from 5 exons.